AUGGCAACUAAAAGUGUUGAAGCAGACUGUGGAGGAACGGUAGACAAAAAGCGUCAUACAAUGUCAGGAGACCAAAUAUCACAAUUAUCUGAUUUGUUUAUACAUCACAUCUUUUCAUUCCUUCCUACCAUUUAUCUAGUGCGAAUAAGUAUUCUUUCCAAGCAUUGGAGACAGGCGUGGGUUUCAACUCCCUUUUCAUAUUCUGAUGACUUACAGGGCAUUACUUUCUACAAGAAUGUGAAGAACCGAGAUAUGGUCUUAAAGUUCAUGACUAAUUACUUGAGAUAUCGCAAACAGUAUAUACAGAUUCCAGAUACAUUCAUUUUAAGUUUUAGGUGUGAUACAGGCUAUAAUUUCUCAAGCAGUAGCAGCGAUGCUAUGAGACAAAUAGAUGAUUGGUUAAACUUUGUUGUUAAAAGCAAAGUGAAGGAGUUAGAUCUCCAUGUCAAAAACCUAAUUUCUGGGCUUCCUCUCCUUGAGAGGUUAGCUUUACAAUCCCACGCAUCAAAAUCUUUUAGCAUCCGUAGUCAUAGCCUGAGAUAUGUUUCCAUUGCAUCAUACGUGCUGGAGGUUGCACUUGCAGUUACAGAACCAAAUUUAAUUCACUUGCACCUUGAAUAUUAUGCUGGGUUAACCACUUCAGUUGAUGCUCCCAAUACGUUGGAAGCCAGUUUAAGCCUUCAGAAUCCUGUUGGUGUUCUUUAA
This is a messenger RNA of Ziziphus jujuba (common jujube), 705 nucleotides long. Its product is annotated as putative F-box/LRR-repeat protein At3g28410. The record is from RefSeq and is a predicted model, not a curated record. The transcript is spliced from 2 exons. Bases 1 to 705 code for a protein of 234 amino acids. Gene Ontology annotation, molecular function: protein binding. NCBI's taxonomy places the organism in Eukaryota, Viridiplantae, Streptophyta, Magnoliopsida, Rosales, Rhamnaceae.